AGAGAGAGAGAGAGAGAGAGAGAGAGAGAGGUUCCACUCGUCUUGUGUCGGUGACGUCAUCGCCGUUUCUUCAGGUUAUGGCGGAGCUGAACUCUUCAAACUUUCUCUGACGCGAGUGUGAGAGGGCAUCGAGAUGGAGCAGCUGCAGGGAGUGUGGAGAAGCGUCACCAACGGUCUGGGCACCAGGGAGUGUGUGUCUACGAGCCCGUGUCCUCAGCGGCCGUCCUCAGACGAGCCCAGAGCCAGCCGGACCAUCCGCGUGUUCCUGCCCAACCAGCAGAGGACAGUGGUGAGUGUGCGGGCCGGCGUGACGCUGCACAGUUGCCUGAUCAAGGCGCUGAAGGUGCGAGGGCUCCAGCCGGAGUGCUGCGCGGUCUUCAGUCUGCACCCCGGACACCGCAGCAAGAAGUCUCGUAUGGACUGGAGCACAGACUCUACCUCGCUCAUCGGGGAGGAGCUUCUGGUGGAGGUUUUAGACCAUGUCCCCUUAACCACACACAACUUUGUUCGAAAAACAUUUCUGAAAUUGGCUUUCUGCGACAUAUGCCAGAAGUUCCUGUUAAACGGUUUCCGGUGCCAAACGUGUGGCUACAAGUUCCACGAGCACUGCAGCACAAGAGUGCCCACAAUGUGUGUAGACUGGACCAACAUCAGACAACUGCUAUUGUUUCCCAGUCCGGGUGAAAGUGGGACUCCGUCUCUACCGACUCUCACAUCUCGCAGAAUGAGGGAAUCCCUGACUCGAAACAGUUACUCCAGCCCUUCAGCUCUGACGCCCAGACUGCGCUCCACCUCCACACCCAACGUCAACAUGCUCAGCACAACCCUGCCCAUACACACCAGCCAGAUCCAGCCAGACACGUCUGCGAGCUCCUGGGGCCAUCAGCAGUGUUGUCUGAAGAGAAGAGAUGCCAUGCGCGUUCAUCACAGCUCAGCUGGCGGUUCUCCGGCUCAGAGCCCCACGGCCCGGACCCAGCCCGCCGUCCCCAGCACUGAACGCACGCCGGAGAAGCUCACCAUCCGGCCGCGGGAUAAGAGAGACUCCAGCUAUUACUGGGAGAUCGAGGCUAGCGAGGUGAUGCUGCUGAGUCGCAUCGGCUCCGGCUCCUUCGGGACCGUGUAUAAAGGGAAAUGGCACGGAGACGUGGCCGUGAAGAUACUGAAGGUCACCAACCCCACCCCGGAGCAGUUCCAGGCCUUCCGCAACGAGGUGGCCGUUCUCAGGAAAACCCGACACGUCAACAUCCUACUGUUCAUGGGCUACAUGACGAAAGACAACCUUGCGAUAGUAACGCAGUGGUGUGAAGGCAGCAGUCUCUAUAAACACCUCCACGUGCAAGAGACCAACUUCCAGAUGUUCCAGCUGAUGGAUAUCGCGAGACAGACCGCUCAGGGCAUGGACUAUCUACACGCUAAAAACAUCAUCCACCGUGACAUGAAGUCAAACAACAUCUUCUUACACGAAGGGCUGGCGGUGAAGAUCGGGGACUUUGGGCUGGCCACGGUGAAGGCCCGGUGGACCGGUUCUCAGCAGGUGGAACAGCCGUCGGGGUCCAUUCUGUGGAUGGCCCCCGAGGUCAUCCGAAUGCAGGACAACAACCCGUACAGCUUCCAGUCGGAUGUGUAUUCCUACGGCAUGGUGCUGUUCGAGUUGAUGACCGGAGAGCUGCCCUACUCGCAGAUAGCCAACCGAGACCAGAUCAUUUUCAUGGUCGGUCGGGGAUAUCUGUCCCCAGACCUCAGUAAGCUGUAUAAGAGAUGUCCCAAGGCCAUGAAGAGACUGGUGGCCGACUGCAUCAAGAAGUGCAAGGACGAGCGGCCUCUCUUCCCUCAGAUCCUGUCCUCCAUUGAGCUCCUGCAACACUCACUACCCAAGAUCAACCGCAGCACGUCUGAACCCUCUCUGCACCGAGCGUCCCACGGCGAGGACAUCAGGACAGUGGCUUGAAGACUUCAGAUGCUCUCACAAUCAAGGCUGUUUUCUGGGACAGAUGCAGGGACUUUUAGAAAAUAAGAAAUUUGCUACAAUCCCUAAUUUUUAUGUGUCUGAAAAGAUGUUGCCCUAAUGCUCAAAGAGUGAAGAUGUUUAUAUACGGUAUUAUGUACACACAAAGAGCUUCAUAAUUUAGUCAGUAUUGAGUUGCCAUUGAGUGGUGUUCAAGGCGCGACUUGAGAUCAGUUUUGUGAUGUCAAGUAUUUUGAAGGUGUUCUUGAUAUGUAUAGAGUACAUACUGUUAAUCAAUUGUUUUAAUAAAAUUAAGUUAAAUGCCCUUUUCUAUCACUGUA
Molecule: messenger RNA, 2286 nt
Organism: Pimephales promelas (fathead minnow)
Lineage: Eukaryota; Metazoa; Chordata; Actinopteri; Cypriniformes; Leuciscidae
Gene: raf1a
Product: Raf-1 proto-oncogene, serine/threonine kinase a
Biological process (GO): MAPK cascade; protein phosphorylation
Cellular component (GO): cytosol; mitochondrion
Molecular function (GO): MAP kinase kinase kinase activity; ATP binding
Source: RefSeq, a predicted model, not a curated record